Molecule: messenger RNA, 820 nt
Organism: Dipodomys ordii (Ord's kangaroo rat)
Lineage: Eukaryota; Metazoa; Chordata; Mammalia; Rodentia; Heteromyidae
Product: von Willebrand factor A domain-containing protein 9-like
Exons: 6
Coding region: 63-713 (216 amino acids)
Biological process (GO): snRNA 3'-end processing
Cellular component (GO): integrator complex
Source: RefSeq, a predicted model, not a curated record
CUGUGUCAGUCGAGGGGUCUGAGGAAUACCAGCGGAAGCACCUUGCAGCCCAUGGGCUGACAAUGCUGUUUGAGCACAUGGCCACAAACUACAAGCUUGAAUUCACAGCAUUAGUGGUUUUCUCAUCACUUUGGGAGCUGAUGGUCCCCUUCACAAGAGAUUAUAACACCCUGCAGGAAGCACUGAGUAACAUGGACCAUUACGACAAGACAUGCCUAGAGUCCGCACUGGUUGGUGUCUGUAACAUUGUUCAGCAAGAAUGGGGCGGUGCGAUUCCUUGCCAGGUCGUUCUGGUGACGGACGGCUGUCUCGGCAUUGGUAGAGGGUCCCUGCGACAUUCCCUAGCGACACACAAUCAAAGGAGCGACAGCAACAGGUUCCCGCUGCCUUUCCCUUUCCCGUCUAAUUUAUACAUCAUGUGCAUGGCAAACCUGGAAGAGCUUCAGAGCACCGAUUCCCUGGAAUGCCUUGAACAUCUCAUAGACUUCAACAAUGGUGAAGGACAAAUUUUUACUAGUGAUGGCCCCCUGUGCUUGAAAAACGUGCAGUCUAUGUUUGGAAAGCUGAUAGACCUGGCAUAUAUGCCUUUCCAUGCUGUGCUCAAGUGUGGCCACCUGACCGCUGACGUCCAGGUCUUCCCCAGGCCAGAGCCAUUCAUUGUAGAUGAAGAAAUCGAUCCUAUCCCAAAAGUCAUUAACACAGUGUGCCAAUGAGUCAGCCCUGAACCUGAAUGUGCCAUGCAAUAUAUGGAGCCCGGAGGCAGGCCUGCUGGACCUGCUGGUGAUGAACCUGGUCCCUGCCUACCAGAAAGGCGAUCUCU